AUGGCUUGCGCUACAUUAUUUGAACCUAUAGCCAUAAUUGGGAUAUCUUGUGAAUUCGCUGGUGAUAUCCAUAUGCCCAUUGAUUUGUGGCAGGCACUUGAGGAAAGUCGUGAUCUAGGCAGUGAAAUACCUGUCGAACGAACCGAUCUCUUGUCGUAUUGUGCUGAUACGCUCAAUCGGGAUAAUGGUGAAUUCAAACGAAAACUCAUACGUCGUGGUUAUUUUUUGCCAACGUCAGUGCUUGACACCUUUGAUGCAAGUUAUUUCAAUCUCUCAGAUGGAGAAGCAGUUACGAUUGAUCCGUGUCAUCGUCUUCUCAUGAUGAAAUUCGUUCAUUUGGUUGAAGACGCUGGUUAUACUUUGGAAAAAAUGCGUGGAUCGCGCACUUCGGUACAUAUCGGUCAAUUCUCAAAUGAUCAUGCAUUGGGAUCACUUCGGCUUAAACCAGAACAUCGAACACGAUUUCUCGGUCCACACAUACUGCUUUACAAUGCAUCAGCUCGCUUGUCAUAUCAUUUUGAUCUACAUGGGCCUAAUGUAUCUCUGGAUACUGCUUGUUCAUCAGGACUUCAGGCCGUUCAUCUCGGUGUACAAGCAUUGCGUACAGGUGAAGCAGACAUGGCCGUUUGUGGUGGUGUUAAUGCCAUUUUCACACCUGAGCAUCUGCUCAAUUUUUCAACUAUCGGUGCUGUUGCUGUUGAUGGACGAAGUCAAUCAUUUAGUAUCGACGCCAAUGGUUACGCGAAAGGCGAGGGCCUAGGCCUGAUUCUUCUCAAACGAUUGAGUGAUGCUGAACGGGAUGGUGAUAGAAUUUACUGUAUAUUACACGAUGUCUUGAGCAACCAUGAUGGUUCUGAAGGUAAAAGUGGUUAUGUAGUACCAGCAGCCGUCGGACAAGCACGUCUCCUAGGCGAAAUUUAUGCUAGAACACAGUAUGAUCGAAAUCGUAUCUUCUACGUUGAAGCGCAUGGAACGGGAACACAAGUAGGUGAUUCAACAGAAGCUAACACUAUAGGUAAAUUCUUUCAACGGUCACCUUUCGAUCCUCCAGUAUUAAUUGGAUCCGUUAAGAGCAAUAUCGGCCAUACAGAAGGAGCAGCUGGCAUUGCAUCUCUUAUCAAAACAGUCAUGUGUAUGAAACAUAGAGCGAUUCCACCAAACAUGCAUUUCAAAGCUUAUAAUUCAAAAAUUGAAGCAGAUCGAUUCAACUUGCAUGUGGUCCAGACAAUGACUGUAUUUCCUCCAAUUAAUAUUGACGGUGAAAAAGAACAUACAGUAGCUAUCGGUAUUAGUUCAUUUGGUAUUGGUGGCAAUAAUGCUCAUGCUAUUAUCGAAGAGUAUCAUCCAAAAGAAAGAUUGAUUAACACAAAUGGUCAUUUCGAAAGAGAAUUGUUACAGCAACAUAGUCUUUUUAUCUUUUCGACAAAGAGUAGUAAUUCACUUCACAAACAAGUAAUAUCAUUCAACGAAUGGUUAAAACAAAUAGAACCUCAAGAUGAUGAAAGUUCUUUUCUUGCACGCAUCUCUCAACAAUUACUGCUCAAACGCACUAUUAGUCAUGAGCACUUGGCCAUUUUUGUUUCAGCCAAUCGUGCUCAAUUGCAACAACAACUUGAUCUUUUUGUACAAAAACAAUCAACACCAGGAUUAUUAGUCACCAAGCGUGUUUCAUCGAGUUGUCAUCGCAUAUGUUUUGUCUUUAGUGGUCAGGGUCCUCAAUGGUGGGCCAUGGGUCGAGAACUCUACUCAUCUGAACCUAUUUUUCGCCAAUGGAUUCAACGAAUUAGUGAAGAACUCCUAAAAAUCAAUGGUGGUGAAUUUAAUUUACUGAGCGAAAUGAUUGAAAAGACUGAACGAGAAUCACGUGUCAACGACACUAACAUCGCACAACCUGCCAUAUUUUCGGUUCAAGUAGCACUUGCAGCGCUUCUCAUUUCGUGGCACAUCUUUCCUAGUGCAAUUGUAUCUCAUAGUGCAGGAGAACAAGCAGCCGCUUUUAUUUCUGGACGAGUUUCAUUGAAUGAAGCAGUUCGUAUUGUUUAUAAUCGAUCUCGUCUUCAACAUCGAAAUACUCGUCAAGGUGGUCGAAUGUUGGCUGUUGCUAUGAAUGAACAAGAGGUGCGAGAUUCAUUGCUCAAAGGAAUCGAACACCUAGUGUGUGUAGCCGGUGUCAAUAGUCCACGCUCAGUGACACUUAGCGGUGAUGAAAAAAUUAUCGAUGAACUUGAGGGUAUUCUUGCAACAUUUCAUCCGACAGUAUUCAAAGCUCGACUACGGAUCGAGAAUGCAUUUCAUUCUCAUCAGAUGGAUCGCUUUGGCAUUAGAGAAGAGAUAUUUUCAACACUUGAUGAUAUUCGAGGUCUUCUUCUUGAAAAUACACAAGAAAUGUUUGAUGUUCGUUGUGCCCAAGUUCCACUUUAUUCACCUGUUACUGGAGAUCGAAUAGACGAUAAAACCCCGCUUGAUGCUCAUCAUUGGUGGUCAAACAUUCGCCAAUGUGUUCGAUUUGGUGAUACUAUUCAGGCAAUUAUCCAAGAUGGAGUCAUCGAUGCUUUUCUCGAAUUAUCACCUCAUCCCGUUUUAGCCACAUCAAUUCAUGAAUGCUGCGAGAAGACGUCCACCUUUCAACCACUCAUUUUGCCUACUCUCAAACGAAAGGAAGAUGACCAGAAAACACUGUUGACAAGCAUUGCACAACUCUCAUACUCACCCGAUGUUUGGAAACACUUUCUUGCAUCUCGAUGUGUUCAACCAAGUAAAGAUGUGGAGCAUUUAUUUGACAGCUUUCCAUUAUAUGCAUUCAACUUAACUCCUUGUUGGUAUGAAUCAAAAGAGUCUGCAAUAGAGCGACUUGCUUAUCGCCUACCUUCACAUCCAUUACUGGGUGUUCGUCAAUGGGCUCAACACACAUCGGCAAUAUGGAAAAGUUUGAUCAAUCUCAAUCUACCUGAAUAUGCCUAUUUGUCUCAGCACAAAAUGCAAGAUGCCAUCCUUCUUCCAGCUGCUGGAUUUCUUGAGAUGGCACUAGCUGCCUGUCGUCAGCUCUUACCAGUAGCUAAUAACGAUGAGACACCACCACCGAUCGCUUUUGAGCAGGUUGAAUUUAUCAAAGCUCUUGUUCUUAACGAACAUGAAUUGACUGAAGUUAUCAUACAAAUUGUGAUGCCAAUGCGGGAAUGGUUGAUUUACAGUCGACCAUGGUCGGCAGCUGGACCAGAUUGUCAACGAUCUUCUGGCAUGGCUUGUAAUGAUUUUAUUGAUUCUUUCGUUGAUCUUCAAACAUUGAAUGCAUAUUCUCUGCGCCAAUUUACUCUGCAUGCACGAGGACGCAUUGAUAUUGGUCCUCAUUUAAACAUUCAUGCCUCGUCAGCCUAUAGUUUGAGUAAAGAAGAAACAGCAAAGUGGUAUAAUCUGGAUAUUUCCAAUCUCUAUGCCCAUUUAUCUACAAGAGGGUAUGAAUACGGCUCAAACUUUAGAAUAGCAACUUCAGUUAAAACCACAAAUUCAAAAGUAACUGGCCGAGUUACUCCAGCUAAUGAUGAACAAAACGAUAUACGUUACUAUCUACACCCACUUGUUAUUGAUGGUUGUUUCCAUACAUUCUUGUCUAUUAUACCAGGAAUUGAAACAUUCCUUCCAGUUGCCAUUGACAAGAUGAUUAUUUAUGGAAAUACUUUUCGUGUGUCUCAAGCAGUGGCACAUUGCUCUUAUUACUCAUUUCUUGUCGGUCUUUCGCAAGAGCGAGCUUAUACUUUUGAUGCUGCCAUAUUUAACAGUAAUGAUGAAAUGAUAGAAUCCAAUACAAAACCACUCGUCAUAUUUAAAAUGUUCAAAAUGCAACGCAUUCCUGGUCCUUGGAAACCAUUGGAAAAGUCCAUUUUCCAAAAGAUAAAUGAAAUUGUCCAUCUACCAAAUGGAGAUUAUAAUGAUCAAGUACAAACGAUUUUAUCCGAAUUUUGUCUACAGAAGAAAUGGUCAAGUCUGUUUAAUCAUCUAAUAAGGACAGUCGAUCUUUUACCAUCGUCCAACAUCUUGAUGAAUGAGACAGAAAGACAAGAGAUCGAAAUGAUGAACAGUGAAAAUGAUAAUAUUAAUAACCAACUAGCAGAUUCGAUCGAACCAUUGAAUGCCUUAGCUGGGAUGUAUGCUCUUCAGGCAUUACAACAUCUUGCUUCAUUAGAGAACAUUCAACUCAUUGUUAAAGACAAGUUGCGUCAUCUUGUGCGAGACGAUGAAUUUCAUUUUCUCCGAUUGUUUGAAGCUGCUUUUUCACUUGUUCAUCAACAUGGACUAAUUGAUGAAUGUGGCAAAACUACUAUGACAGUGACAAAUCAUUCAAUUCAGCUCAUUCGUAAAACCCUUGUCAAUCGAUUUCCUCGUCUCAAAUCAUUUGUUACUCUAAUGGAUGCAGUUGGAUCCAAACUCGGCCAAGUGCUCUUUGGUGAACAGUCUCAUGAACAAUUAUUGAUACAAAAUAAGGAAACUGAGUUAGCUCUAGAAGAUGUGCAGAAUACUAUUGCGUUUUUAAAAACACAAUGUGUUUUUCAAGCACUCAUUAAUCAUAUGCACAACAAUCAUCCGAAUUCAUUGCGCAUUCUAUUAUUUGGCGUCGACGAAUCUCAUGAUAUUAUCUUUGUGGCCAGUGUACUUCAAACAACAAAUGAUAUUAAUCACUCACUUAAUUCACUUCGUCGUCUUCUGGUACCAGGCGGUCUUCUUCUUGUGGUCGAAUUGACAUUAACUCAUUCUUACUUCGAUCUUAUAUUUGGCUUAUUUCCUUAUUGGUGGCGUAAUGAUCACAAUCGUGCUCCACUGAAUAUUGAUCAAUGGAGACAAGCAUUCCAGUCAGUAGGUGGAUUUGAACCGAUGGUAGUAUCAGCAAAGGCGAAUGCAUUUGGAGAUUCGCUCAUGAUUGUGCGAAAAUCAACAGCAAGAUCCAUUCUCAUUCACCUUUCCGAAUGGCAGGAUCAAGCCUGGCUCUUAUUUGCUGAUCGUACACACAAUCUGUCACAUGCACUUGUACCUCACUUACCAAGUUCUAACAUUGAAAUUCUACCAGAUAGUGUUAUUAUUGAUCAUAUUUCUUCAACGAUUGAUAUCAUGUUAAAACAAUAUAAACAACUGCAUAUCGUAUUUGCUUGGCCACUCGAUGUAUUGCAACUUGGUCAGAACAACAAUGAAACAACAUUUGUAUCGCAUGUAGAACAUUUAUGCUACAAAUUUAUUUACAUUCUGCAAUCUAUUCAAAAAUAUCAUCGACAGAAUAAUUCAUUUCCAUACGUUUUUAUUCUUACACAAAACUCUCAGCCAAUGCAUGAAAAGAGUGAAUUCAAUCCUGUAAUAGCAUCACUCAUUGGACUUGCCCGUAGUUUAAGCAUUGAAUGUCCGCGUCAUCAUAUUAAACUCAUUGACUUACAACCAACAGCAGACAUAUUUGUAGAAUCAUUCUAUUGCGAUAUUCUCAUAGAGCAUAUGAUCAACUCACGGGAAGCCGAUAAUCUUGAUGAAGUUGUUCUUUCUCGUGAGGCAGACCGUCGUAUUCAGUGUUUUCAGUGGCAUUAUGAUUGGUUACAAUCAAAAGAACAGCAGGAAUUAUCAUCGAAAAUGGAAAGAACAAUCGUACCUAAAAAUGACGCUGACAAGAAUCCAUUUUGGCUUCAAGUUGCACCAUCGCGUUUUGUAGCUGACCUUGCUUGGGUGAGAGGUCCAAUACUAAUCAGAAAUCUAUCAUCUGGCCAAAUCCAAGUUCGUAUUCACUGCACUAGUCUUAAUUUCAGAGAUGUCUUAAAAAUACGUGGUCUGUACCCUCAUACACGAGUGUUUGGUCAACGAGAUUAUGAUGAACCUUUGUUCGAUCGUGAUACUACUCCUGGAACUGAUGUAAUGGGUACUGUUAUUCUUUCUCAUUCUAAGGAUCUGAAGAUUGGAGAUCGUGUCAUUGCCCUUUGGCCGCCAGGUACGUUCCAUUCCCAUAUUAUUCUCGAUGCUUCAGCUGUCUCACGUGUACCCGACGAAUGUUUAUUAUCGGAUGAACAAUUGGCUGCGUUGCCUACUGCAUUUUUAACCGCACUGCUCUCCUUAAAACAUCGUAUUAGACUUAAGCAUGGCCAGACCGUUCUCAUUCACGCUGCGACGGGUGCCACUGGCCAAGCUUGUAUUCAGUAUUGCCAAGCAGUUGGUGCUCGAGUUAUUGCUACUGCAGUAUUACACGCCAUUGAUGAACCGCACACCAUUCAUGAAAUGAUCGAUGAUGUUUUGGACCAUUUCCAAAGAGGUCUAUUUAGACCAUUUGAACCUUUGACUAUUUUUGAGCCAUCUGAAGUAAUUCAUGCAUUUACACAAUGCAGUCUCGGUAUAUCCAUGGGAAAAAUGGUAAUUCGUAUGACGAGUUCUGAACAGCCCCUCACACUUAAAGAAAGUGACAUGAACACGAAGAUCAGUGAAUAUUCAAGUGAAGGUAUAUUUAAUUGUUAA
Rotaria sordida is the source of this 6474-nucleotide messenger RNA. NCBI's taxonomy places the organism in Eukaryota, Metazoa, Rotifera, Eurotatoria, Philodinida, Philodinidae. The record is from the annotation of a GenBank genome assembly.